Molecule: messenger RNA, 1875 nt
Organism: Cuculus canorus (common cuckoo)
Lineage: Eukaryota; Metazoa; Chordata; Aves; Cuculiformes; Cuculidae
Gene: SPRY4
Product: sprouty RTK signaling antagonist 4
Exons: 2
Coding region: 195-1094 (299 amino acids)
Biological process (GO): animal organ development; negative regulation of MAP kinase activity; multicellular organism development
Cellular component (GO): cytosol; membrane
Source: RefSeq, a predicted model, not a curated record
CCAGGCAGCCGCGGCUGCAGCAUCGCGGCCGGCGCUGACAGCGAAGCGCUCGCAGGUCCCUGCUCGGCUCCGGCCGCGCUCCCGGGGCCGCCCCCCGCGCUGGGAUUAACUCGCCUAUGGAGAGAUGGUCUUAGCUGAAUUAUUUGAAGAUACUUAAGAGUGGAAUUUUCACCAUUAAUCAGACUGCUUUAUCAAUGGAGCCCCGGAUUCCCCACAACAUCACGGUUGUCCCCAACUCUGUGAUGGUCCAGCCCUUGCUGGACAGUCGGAUCCCCUAUGGGCGGCUGCAGCAUCCGCUCACCAUUCUGCCAAUUGACCAAAUGAAGACAACUCACAUAGAGAACGACUACAGCGACAACCCCACUGCUUCCCAGCUGACAGCCCAGAAGCGUCCCCGAGGCUCCCAUGAACCGGUCUUGACCAACCAGCACUUGCAGCGAUGUGAGCAGGAUGUCACCCACCCCUGGAUUUCAUUCAGCGGACGCCCCAGCUCCAUCAGCAGCAGCAGCAGCACAUCUUCAGACCAAAGGCUCUUGGACCACAUGGCGCCCGUGCCCGUGGCGGAGCAGUCCUCCCCCAGAGCAGUUCGCAUUCAGCCCAAGGCGAUUAACUGCAAACCCCUGGACCUGAAGGGACCUGUGUCUCAGGAACUGGAUAAGCACUUUCUACUGUGCGAAGCCUGUGGGAAAUGCAAAUGUAAGGAGUGCGCGCUGCCCCGGACUCUGCCUUCAUGCUGGGUGUGCAACCAAGAGUGCCUCUGCUCGGCACAGAACCUGGUCAACUACUCCACUUGCAUGUGUCUCGUCAAAGGCGUCUUCUACCACUGCACCAACGAGGAUGACGAGGGCACGUGUGCCGACCACCCCUGCUCCUGUUCCCACUCAAACUGCUGCGCCCGCUGGUCCUUCAUGAGCGCCCUCUCCCUGGUGCUCCCUUGCUUGCUCUGCUACCUGCCAGCUACCGGCUGCGUCAAGCUGUCCCAGAGAUGCUACGACCAAGUGAGCCGGCCCGGAUGCAGAUGCAAAAAUACAAACAGUGUCAUUUGUAAGGCACUGCCAGAGAGCAAAGCGAGCAGGCCAGAAAAGCCCUUUUGAUGGUUUGGGAGGAUGGGGAGUGGGAGGACGCUCCACGGAGGGGGGUGGUGUUGGCUCUUUUUAAUAUCCUGUGUUCUGAGGAUAAACGUUAGCCUUUUGCCUUCAGAGAAAGCAGAAGCCACAAACUGAAGCACUUUGGGUUAUUCAGGGUAUUGGAACUAGUCAAAAUUUAAGUAGAUGGGGCCAAAGGAGGAAUCUUAACAGUGCAGAGUGGAGGCUGAAAUCUAUGUAUAUCAUGAAGUACAGCUGCUUAAAAACUCCUGGUUCAGACGGACAGCUGCUCACCAUGCCUGCAUAUCACAAGAACCACUGACUGCUCGCUUGGCAGGCACAGCCGCACAAGCAAUACCCAUUCCCGGCUGCAGAAAGCUACAUUGGAUUCGCAUUCAGGGUGGGCUUCUUGUUUUCGCUUUCCUUCCAAACUCGAUUUGCUACCAGCAGCGUGUUGAAGGUGAUGGGUUAACUCCCUCCUUCCCUGCCUGCGCGCUGUUAGAAGGGCCAAUUGCACAUGAAGUACACAUUUCUCCAAAGCUUUGUGUCCCUCAAAGAUUUUGAGACAGAAGAUAACGCUCACUUGUUUAAGGGUCUCAGCAUUUAGGCACGCUGCUUUCUUCGUACCCUGCUGGCUGCAUUGCUCGGGACCCUCCGUUCACAGCAAGGUGGUAGCAGGGUUGCUCCCUCCGUGGGACAAAGAGCAGCAGGAUGUGUGGAGGCAGUUGGACCAACAUCGUGUUGUUCUGGCUGUAAGCUGAUCCGUAGCAUCAGAUUUCACUCAAUGGAA